Molecule: messenger RNA, 931 nt
Organism: Chlorella variabilis
Lineage: Eukaryota; Viridiplantae; Chlorophyta; Trebouxiophyceae; Chlorellales; Chlorellaceae
Exons: 5
Coding region: 1-717 (238 amino acids)
Biological process (GO): electron transport chain
Molecular function (GO): 2 iron, 2 sulfur cluster binding; electron transfer activity
Source: RefSeq, a predicted model, not a curated record
AUGGUGCAGCGUGCUGCCGACGCUGCGGGCGUCAGCCUGGGCCCCAUUGGCCUCACCAUCGGCAGCGAUCUGAAAAACAUCAGCCUGGAUGAGGAGGAGGGCAGCAGCAGUAAUGGCAGCGAGCCCAGCACACGGCCCAAGAGCUACGCCAGCUUGACCACCGCUGAGUGGCGGGAGCUGUAUGAGAAGGAGGGCGCGGUGGACCUGUGGGUGCAGGAAGAGUUCAACUCGGGGUCGCGCCUUGUUGGCGGCAGCGCAGUGUACCGCGGCGGCGUGGCGGGGCAAGGGUCGGGCGAGGGCCCUGGCGCCAGCAGUGCCCAGUCCUUCAAGGUCAAGAUCAUCAACCACUAUGCCGAAGAGGAGGUGGAUGUGGAGGUGCCAGAGGACAGGUACAUUUUGUGGGCGGCGGAAGAGCAGGGCUAUGAGCUGCCCUACGCCUGCCGCCUGGGCUGCUGCACCUCGUGCACAGUCAAGGUGAAGGAGGGCGAGAUGUUUCAGCCGCACAGCCUGGGCCUCAGCAAAAGCCUGCGGGACCAGGGCUAUGCACUGAUGUGCGUGGGCUACCCAUUGAGCGACCUCGUGUUGGAAACGGUGCCAGAGGAUGAGGCGUAUGAGCUGCAGUUUGGACAAACUUUUGCCGAGCGGGCGGUGGACCCCAAUGCGCCCUCUGUGGAGCGUGACGAUUUUGCCAUUGAGCUGGCCAUGCUGGACGAGUGAUCGUCUUUGUGCGACGGCCGCUGGGGCACCUGGCGCCCUUCUUGUUGUUUGUCCACCCUUUGCUUCCUCUUUGUGUGCACAUUGGCCUCGUUCCAUUCUGUCCGUAUGACCCUGCCUGCUGCAUGUUGCCUAAAGUUUUACAUUGGGGCUCAUCCAUGAUCAGGGCUCGCCUCUUCCGACUGCUUCCCUGGGAGCCCAUGUAAUCAGUGCUGCC